UUUUCCAUAAUAUUACAAGCGUUAAAUUUUUUUGGUAAUAUUAUUAUUUUGAUUGCUUUUUAAACGUGGGAUUUGCUUGUAUCUGUGAUAAGGCAUCCAAAAAUUUACAUGUAAGAUGUAUUGACAUGAGUUGGUGAAAGGUUAGGUUCAUCAGAGGAAAUGGUCAGAUGCCAUACAAAACCUUCAGCAUGCAAUACGAGGUUACCCAACAUCUGCAGAUUUAUGGGAGGCACUUGGUCUGGCAUACCACCGUUUGGGCGUGUUCACUGCAGCAGUAAAGUUUUUGCCGGCAGUCAUACAGACGAGCUAUUGAACUUGAUAGUUCCAGGGUCUUUGCGUUGAUAGAAAGUGGAAACAUCCAGCUAAUGCUUGGCUAUUUCAGAAAGGGAGUUGAACAGUUUCGUUCUGCUUUGGAAAUGGCUCCACAUAACCAUUCAGUAUACUUUGGACUUGCUUCUGGAUUGCUUGCAUGGUCAAGGAAUCGUGUAACUACUGGGGCCUUUGGCUGGGCUGCUACCCUGCUGAAGGAAGCAUCUGAAGCUGCCAAAAUUUGUGCUUCAUUGACUGGAAACCUUUCAUGUGUUUGGAAAUUGCAUGGAGAUGUUCAGCUUGCAUUCGCGAGAUGCUUUCCAUGGGUGGAUGGGAAGAUCAAGAGGGGUGUAGAUGCGCAGAUGUUCAAAGAUUCUGUUCAGGAGUGGAGAAAUGCAAUUCUGUCAGCAGCAAAUGGUGCAAAACUCUCAUAUCAACGUGCUUUGCAUCUUACACCCUGGGAAGCUAAUGUUCACAAUGAUACUGCUAUUUGUGUUGAUCUGAUAUAUUCCAUGGAUGGCAAUAACAGACACAACCCCAAUGUUUGGGAGCUGUCAGAGAAAAUGUCACUUGGUGCCUUGAUACUGGAACCAGUUAAUAAGGAUUUCUGGGUUACAUUGGGUUCCAUGUCAAGUGAUCUGGCUUUGGAGCAGCAUUCUUUCAUUAGGGCACUUCAUCUUGAUAUGUCUCUUUCUGAAGCUUGGGCAUACCUUGGAAAGAUUUACAGGCAAUCAGGUGAUAAACAAUUGUCUAAAGAAGCAUUUGAUCGAGCUCGAAGCAUUGAUCCUUCGUUGGCCUUUCCUUGGGCUGGAAUGUCGGCAGAAAAUUAUCACCAAUCUGGGGGCAGUACAGUAAAUGAAUCUUUUGAAAGCUGCUUGAGGGCUGCACAGAUCCUACCUCUGCCAGAGUUCCAGAUUGGCCUUGGAACAAUUGCUGCCCGUACUGGUAAUCUUCUUUCACCACAGGAAAAUGAAAAUGCCUAAGUCCAAGACGGCACUUGCUGUCCUUCAGAAAGCUGAUACUUCAUGCAAGAUUUGGUUUGUUUGCAAGGAACAUCUGAUAUGCACUAGAUCCGCUGGUGAGUGGCCCUUUGUGCAAGCUCAGCAGCUUGCGCGCAUCGGUAUCAGAUGCGCUGUGGAGAAGAGGAGGCGCCGCGCGGAUCUUGCCACUGAUGUGUGGCCUGUGGUUGAGCCGAUGAUGAAGAGUUCCACCCUGUCAUCGUGUCUGUCUACAUCUUCAUCUGUUCAGGAUGAAAGCAGCGUGCCACAUUACUUUUUGUGCCCGAUUUUGCAGAAGAUCAUGAAGAAUCCGCACAUCGCCGCCGAUGGUUUCACCUAUGAAGCUGAGGUGAUAAAGGACUGGCUUGAAGCCCAUGACACAUGACCCAUGACCAAUCUGGCACUUCCCCACCGUGCAACAAUCCCAAAUUCCGCACUUCGCUCAGCCAUCCAAGAACAUCUUCAGCGGGGGGGGGGGGGGGGGGGGGGGGGGUCGUGACUGAUGCAGGUCCCUCAUUUAUGCCUGCAUCUAUAUGAUUCUUGAUUCAUAUCUGCUUGGAUCCUGAAGGGGGUGCAACAAAGCUAAACCUUUUUUUUUGUUUUUCUUAUUUUUUCUUUUUAAAUUCAUAGUGUACACAUCAUUGAUCUUUACAAUUGUAUUGUGGAACAUGCGCAUAGCUGUUUGCUGUUUGUGGUUGUGUAAGCUUCUGACUUUGUGGCCAAAUGUGUUCCUUUGUGAUAGUAAAUAUUCAUCUGGGUUUUUUCCUUAAUCUAAAAAA
Molecule: messenger RNA, 2086 nt
Organism: Panicum virgatum (switchgrass)
Lineage: Eukaryota; Viridiplantae; Streptophyta; Magnoliopsida; Poales; Poaceae
Product: tetratricopeptide repeat protein SKI3-like
Exons: 13
Coding region: 366-1292 (308 amino acids)
Cellular component (GO): Ski complex
Molecular function (GO): protein binding
Source: RefSeq, a predicted model, not a curated record